CAUGACCCCCGUAAAGGCGCUGAUACAUGCGCAGGAAAGAUCAAACGGUGGAGGUGUAGGUGACAGGACAGGAGUCCAAGUAUAGACAGUCCAUCAGCAGCAGUUGGGACCUAAGACUUUGUUUCAAUGGAGAGCAAGACGAGAAGGGGUAUUUUGGAGCGCCUGGAUGCUGGGGAGGUCGUUGUAGGUGAUGGAGGUUAUGUUAUGCAGCUGGAGCGGCGUGGCUAUGUGAAGGCUGGACAUUGGACACCUGAGGCUGCUGUCGAACAUCCUGAAGCAGUGCGGCAGCUGGCCAGAGAGUUUCUGAGAGCUGGAGCCAACGUGAUUCAGACAUUCACCUUCUACUGCAGUGAGGAUAAGCUGGAGAUCAGUGGCAAUGUCACCAACAUCACUGGGGCUCAGAUCAAUGAAGCUGCCUGUGACCUGGCCAGGGAGGUGGCCAAUGAGGGAAAUGCUUUGGUGGCUGGGUGCGUGUCUAAGACUCCCUGUUACACGAACAGUCACAAUGAAACUGAGGUCAAGGCCAUCUUCAAGAAACAGAUGGAUGACUUCCUCAAAAAAGACAUUGAUUUCUUUAUAGUGGAGUUUGUUGACCAUGUGGAAGAGGCAGUGUGGGCAGUGGAGGUGCUGAAGACCAGCGGUAAACCAGUGGGUGCAACUCUGUGCAUCUCUCCUCACGGAGAUAUGAGUGGAGUCCCGCCUGGAGAGUGUGCUGUUAGGCUGGUCAAAGCUGGAGCUGACAUUGUUGGAAUAAAUUGCCACUUGGACCCUCUGACGUGUGUCCGUACAGUGAAGUUGAUGAAAGAAGGAUUGGAGAAAGCUGGUCUCAAAGCUCAUCUCAUGGUCCAGCCUCUGGGCUUUCACACACCUGAGUGUAACUUUGGUGGAUACACCAGCCUACUGGAGUACCCCUUUGCAAUGGAGACCAGAGCAAUUACUCGCUGGGACAUCCAUAAGUAUGCCAGAGAGGCUUACAAUGCAGGAAUUCGCUACAUUGGAGGCUGCUGUGGAUUUGAGGCAUAUCAUAUCAGAGCCAUAGCUGAAGAGCUGGCUGCAGAGCGAGGAUUCCUCCCACCAGCUUCAGAGAAACAUGGACUCUGGGGAGCUGCACUGGAGAUGCACACUAAACCCUGGGUCAGAGCCAGAUCUCGUCGAGACUACUGGGAAAGCCUCCUGCCUGCUUCUGGACGUCCCAAAUGUCCUUCCAUGUCCACACCUGCCGCUGAUUAUGACAAGAAAAUGGAAUCUUAACAUGUUAUCACAAACUGUAGUGCCUACCAUACAAUUACAGUAUUAUCUGGCAGCAACCAGCCUUUCUAUCUUUACUUGGUUUCAGUCUUCAGUGAUUUGUCAGAUUUUCUCUUCUUUUAACCUUUUAACCAGCUUUACAUAAGAACACAGUUGGUUUGUUUUCAAUGAUGGUAAUUAUAAAGAAACAAAUUUAAAAAUGUCACAUGUAUUGAUUUAUUGUCAUACUAAAUAUUUCAUUUAACAAUAAAUACACAAAAACAUUAA
Molecule: messenger RNA, 1515 nt
Organism: Labrus mixtus (cuckoo wrasse)
Lineage: Eukaryota; Metazoa; Chordata; Actinopteri; Labriformes; Labridae
Product: betaine--homocysteine S-methyltransferase 1-like
Exons: 9
Coding region: 127-1251 (374 amino acids)
Molecular function (GO): betaine-homocysteine S-methyltransferase activity; zinc ion binding
Source: RefSeq, a predicted model, not a curated record